UUAUCUGCCAUAUAAAUUAGUUGACAGCCAUAAUACGGGAUUGACAGCUGUGAUUCAAAUAAUUUCUGUUGUAAAGUUAGUUUAGUUGUGCAAGAAAAUGUGAAAAAUGGAAAUAUUUGAUAUAAUUGAAGACGAAUUAGAUGAUUUUAUGUAUCGUUUAAAUAGACCGAGAAGGAAUCCUGUAUUUCGACAACGCAUUAAUUAUAUGCAAGCCUUGGAUGACACGGACUUUAGGAUAAGAUUUCGCCUUACUAAACAUGCUGUAAAUUACGUAUUUUUAUUAAUUGUAAACCAAAUUUCUUCCACCACAGAAAGGAAUUAUGCUAUAUCACCAAUUAAUAGAUUAUUGUUGACAUUAAGAUAUUAUGCAACUGGAAGUUUUCUCAAUGUUGUAGGUGAUUUUACUGGUACAAGUAAAGCAUCUGCUAGUCGGAUUGUGAACAUGGUCUCCCAAGCAAUUGCAAAAUUAGGACCACAGUUUAUUAAAUUCUCAGAUGUUAUUAAAUUACAACAAGAGUUUUAUGAUAUAGCAAGAUUUCCAAGACUUGUUGGUGCCAUUGAUUGUACUCAUGUACCUAUAAAAUCGCCAGGUGGUGAUAGUGCUGAGAAUUAUCGGGACAGAAAAUCUCAAUUUUCUUUUAAUGUUCAAACUGUGGUCAGUGCAAAUUUGAAAAUAAUGGAUAUUGUAGCUAGAUGGCCUGGAGCAGCUCAUGACCAAACUAUAUUUAAUAAUUCCAAGAUAAAACAAAGGUUUAUGAAUAAAGAAUUUGGUAAUAGUCUGAUUGUUGGCGAUAAGGGUUAUGAAAAUACAUUCUAUCUUUUAACACCACUCCAAAAUCCAAUUACACCUGCAGAACAUCUUUAUAAUGAAUCACAAAUAAGAAGCAGAAAUGUUGUGGAACGGACCUACGGUGUAUGGAAAAAUAGAUUUCCAGUAUUAUCUAAAAAAAUUAUAUUAGAUGUUUCUCGUGUCCAACCUAUAAUUGUGGCCUGUGCAGUUUUGCACAACAUUGCAAUUGAAAUGAAAGAUGAUCAUUUCGAAGAACAAAUAUUUGAUCAUUUUACAGAAACAGAAACCGAAUUAAAUAGAAACAUUCAAGAUGACAAUGUAAGAAACCAUUUAAUUAAUGAUUACUUUGCAUCUUUGUUAAGAUAACUUUAAUUUCCUAAGAUUUUAUGGAUAUAAAAUAAAAUGUAGUAAAAUAUACAUAUAAAAGUA
Messenger RNA from Melitaea cinxia (Glanville fritillary), 1219 nucleotides. Its product is annotated as putative nuclease HARBI1. The record is from RefSeq and is a predicted model, not a curated record. Bases 107 to 1156 code for a protein of 349 amino acids. The transcript has 3 exons. Lineage: Eukaryota; Metazoa; Arthropoda; Insecta; Lepidoptera; Nymphalidae.